GGAUCAUAUAUUGACAACAGUUUUCUAGGUUAGGUCCAAUAUUAACUUAUUUUUCAUAUUUAUAAUAAGUGUAUUUAAAAUUUCAAUAUAAUGGAAGAAGAGGACGGUGUUCAUCGUUUGGAAGGCAUAGGAGAUCAAAGAGGUGGAUUAAUUGUUAAAAAGAAGCAACCAACAUUUAAAGUUCCUCAGCCUUCUCUACUUGGUUUAGACAAAUUAGCUGCUCAAAAAAGAAAAGAACGAGAAGAUGCUGCAAGAAAAAUGUCAUUUUCAAUUGAGGAAGAGGAAAAAUUCGAAUCAGAUAUUAAUGAAAAGCUGCAAACUAGCAAUAGUCGUAAAUAUAGAUCACCUCUUGAAGAAACUCCUACUUACACAGGAGGUAUAACAAAAGCAGCCAGAGAACGAUUAAUGGAACGAAUGAAUUCUUCUAAAAAUAUAGAGAAAGGUGUGUAUGCUAGUACAAAAGAUUCUAAACAUAAACGUCAUAGUGAGGAUCAUAAUAGUCGUAGUGGACAUUACAAGCAUUCAAGAACAAGCAAAUAUGAACGAGAGGAAAGGAGACAAAGGUAUACUGAUUCAGAACGCCAGAACCAAUUCAAAACACCUAGGUUUGCAGAUGAACCUAGAACUCCAAAUUUAAAAGUAAAAGACGAACUUUCAAAAUCAUCUUGGGACGAUGAUGAGGUUGCUCCAUCAAAAAAAUCUUCUUGGGAUUUUCCCACUCCCUUAGUUGAUAAAAAAAGUGGAGAUUGGUCUGAGAGAACUUCUAAAAAUGAGCCACCAUCGUACAGAUCAGAAAAAUAUAGAGAACACAGGAGUUCCAGAAGUAGUGGUCAUAAAAAUAGACAUAGUUGGGAAACACCUAGAGUGACACCAGCUUAUAAGUUUAAUGUUUGGGUAAAAGAUAGAAAGAAGACAGGAGCUACUCCUGGAGUAAGCAGUGAAGAGUUAAAAUGGCAAGAUGAAGAGGAUAAGGAAUUGUGGGAAGAAGAACAAAAACGUAUUGAUAGAGAAUGGUAUAAUUUGGAUGAAGGAUAUGAUGACGAAAAUAAUCCUUUUGCAAAUGUUAGCGAUGAUUACACAAAGAAGAAAGAGGAGCAAUUGGAACAACGUAAAAAAAAAAGAAUGUCUGCUCAGCAGAGGCAAAUAAAUAAAGAUAACGAAUUGUGGGAAAGAAACAGAAUGCUGACAUCAGGGGUAGUUCAUUCAGUUGACUUUAAUGAAGAUUUUGAUGAAGAAUCGCUUGAUCGCGUCCAUCUACUAGUUCACAAUAUAGUUCCACCCUUUCUCGAUGGACGUAUUGUAUUUACAAAACAACCUGAGCCUGUAAUUCCUGUGAGAGAUCCUACUUCUGAUAUGGCACUGACUGCUAGAAAAGGUUCUCGUUUGGUAAAAAUCUAUAGGGAACAAAAAGAACGAAAAAAAGCACAGAAGAAACAUUGGGAACUUGGAGGCACAAAAAUAGGUAACAUUAUGGGAAUAAAAAAGAAAGAAGACGAAGAAGAUGCACGGUACAACAAGGACGAAGAUAAAACUGACUAUAGAACAGAUCAAAAAUUUGCAGACCAUAUGAAUAAAACAGAAGGUGGUAGCAGUGAUUUUGCUAAAAAGAAGACCAUUUUAGAACAACGAAGGUAUCUUCCAGUAUUCGCCGUUCGACAGGAACUAUUGAACGUUAUUCGUGAAAAUUCAGUUGUUAUUAUAGUAGGCGAAACUGGUAGCGGUAAAACAACGCAAUUGACCCAAUAUUUACACGAAGAUGGUUACAGCAAAUACGGAAUGAUUGGGUGCACUCAACCUCGAAGAGUGGCUGCUAUGUCAGUAGCAAAACGUGUCAGUGAUGAAAUGGGAACUCAGUUAGGAGACGAAGUAGGUUAUGCAAUACGUUUCGAGGAUUGUACAUCAGAAAAUACGGUUAUAAAAUAUAUGACGGAUGGUAUUCUUUUAAGGGAGAGUUUAAGGGAAGCUGAACUUGAUCACUACAGUGCCAUAAUUAUGGACGAAGCUCACGAAAGAUCCCUCAGUACAGACGUCCUGUUUGGAUUAUUACGUGAGAUAGUUGCAAAACGGCAUGAUCUCAAACUAAUUGUCACAUCAGCGACGAUGGACUCCAGUAAAUUUUCUUUAUUUUUUGGUAACGUUCCUACCUUUACAAUACCCGGGAGAACAUUUCCCGUAGAAGUAUUGUUUAGUAAAAACCCUGUCGAAGAUUAUGUGGAUGCCGCUGUAAAGCAGGCUUUACAAAUACAUCUUCAGCCCCCUUCUGGAGACAUUUUGAUAUUUAUGCCUGGACAGGAAGAUAUCGAAGUAACGUGUGAGGUGAUAGCGGAACGUCUAGCAGAAAUCGAUAAUUCACCUGAGUUGUCGAUUUUACCAAUUUAUUCACAAUUGCCAUCAGAUUUGCAAGCAAAAAUUUUUCAAAGGUCUCCCGAAGGGAUUAGGAAAUGCGUGGUGGCGACAAACAUUGCCGAAACAUCUUUAACCGUUGAUGGAAUUAUUUUUGUGAUAGAUUCAGGCUAUUGCAAACUAAAGGUCUACAACCCUCGAAUAGGUAUGGACGCUUUACAAAUUUAUCCCAUUAGUCAAGCAAAUGCAAAUCAAAGAUCUGGUAGAGCUGGGAGAACAGGACCGGGACAGGCUUUUCGUUUAUAUACAGAGAGACAAUAUAAGGAAGAACUGUUGGUUACAAAUGUCCCUGAAAUUCAGAGGACGAAUUUGGCUAAUACGGUCCUUUUACUAAAAUCUCUGGGGGUUGAAGACCUACUUCAGUUUCACUUUAUGGAUCCUCCACCUCAGGACAAUAUAUUAAAUUCGUUGUAUCAGUUGUGGAUUUUGGGAGCGUUAGACAACACGGGAAUACUAACGAAAUUAGGGAGACAAAUGGCAGAAUUCCCACUGGAUCCACCCCAGUGUCAAAUGCUAAUUGUUUCUAGCCAAAUGGGUUGUACAGAAGAAAUUCUUACAAUUGUUUCAAUGCUAUCUGUUCCGUCAAUUUUUUAUCGUCCUAAAGGAAGAGAGGAGGAGGCAGAUAGUGUCAGGGAAAAGUUUCAAGUACCUGAAAGUGAUCAUUUAACAUACUUAAAUGUUUACAAUCAAUGGAAACAAAAUAAUUAUUCGUCAACAUGGUGUAAUGAGCAUUUCAUUCAUAUCAAAGCAAUGAGAAAAGUAAGAGAAGUUCGACAACAGUUAAAAGACAUAGUUGUACAGCAAAAAUUGGAAAUAAUUUCCUGCGGGACAGACUGGGAUAUAGUGAGAAAAUGUAUUUGUUCCGCUUAUUUUCACCAGGCUGCAAGGUUAAAAGGCAUAGGAGAAUACGUGAACUUAAGGACUGGUAUGCCUUGUCAUCUGCACCCUACUUCAGCCCUAUUCGGUCUUGGUAAUACACCGGAUUACGUAGUGUAUCAUGAGCUUGUCAUGACCGCUAGAGAAUAUAUGCAAUGUGUCACGUCAGUGGAUGGUCAUUGGCUUGCAGAACUUGGUCCUAUGUUUUUUUCGGUUAAGGAAACGGGCAAAUCGGGAAGAGCAAAGAAAAAACAGGCGGCAGAACAUCUUAUUGAAAUGGAAAAUCAAAUGCAAUUAGCUCAAAAAGAAAUGCUGGCGAGAAAAGAGGCCGCUGAAAAGAAGGAAGCUGCCAUGAACAAAGGACAAGAAAUUAUUACUCCUGGAUCAACGCCGAGAAGGACACCGUCAAGAUUAGGUUUAUAGAUAAUUAAUUAUAAUUACUCCAUAAUAAUAAUAUUUAUCUGGAAAUGAGAUAAAUAAACUUUCUUUUUUUA
Agrilus planipennis (emerald ash borer) is the source of this 3773-nucleotide messenger RNA. Its product is annotated as pre-mRNA-splicing factor ATP-dependent RNA helicase PRP16. Gene Ontology annotation, biological process: mRNA splicing, via spliceosome. The coding region runs from base 91 to 3702 and encodes 1203 amino acids. Gene Ontology annotation, cellular component: intracellular anatomical structure; spliceosomal complex. Gene Ontology annotation, molecular function: ATP binding; RNA binding. NCBI's taxonomy places the organism in Eukaryota, Metazoa, Arthropoda, Insecta, Coleoptera, Buprestidae. The transcript is spliced from 14 exons. The record is from RefSeq and is a predicted model, not a curated record.